Messenger RNA from Marchantia polymorpha subsp. ruderalis, 5458 nucleotides. Lineage: Eukaryota; Viridiplantae; Streptophyta; Marchantiopsida; Marchantiales; Marchantiaceae. The record is from the annotation of a GenBank genome assembly.
GCAGAGAAAGAAGGCUCAGCUGCGCCUGCACUCGCUCCUUCUCGUUCUCGUCAUCUCUCGAUGUCGGCAACUUGGGCCUUCAAUUUGCACUCGAGUGCGUCGUUUUUUUAGUCUCCGGAAGAGACGAGGUGUGCGUCGAGAUCCGGCGUUUGUCAGCGACGCUUCUCGUGCGUUCUGCAGUUGUGGCGUGGGGCAUUGUCGCGCAUUUACUGCGUGGCAUUUGUUGCUGAGCGAGCAGAAUUUGAAGCCGGGGUGUGGUGCCGGAGGAGCAUUCGAGGUCUCUGUGCCCGUGGAUCGAUCGAUUGCGUCGGGGCAUCUGCCGGAGCAAGGCGUGGCAAUUGGAGAGCUCCGCCCGGCGCGCUGACGAGAGGUGGAUUUUGCUGGAGAGUUUCGGAGCGCCGAUUGGAUGCUUUGCUUGGUUGAUUCUCAGAGUGUUUGUGCGGACUCUGGCAGCGAAUUUUGUCGGUGCCGAGGAUAGAUGUUGGAAAAGAUCGGGCUGCCGGCGAAGCCGUCAGCCAAGGGCAAAACAUGGGUCAUAGACGCGUCGUCAUGUCAGACGUGUCAGGGAGCGUUCACUAUGUUCAAUCGCAAGCACCACUGUCGCAGAUGUGGAGGAAUUUUCUGUGGCAAUUGCACGAGUCAGAGAGCAGUCUUGCGUGGGCAAGGAGACGCCCCUGUUCGAAUUUGCGAUCCUUGCAAGAAGCUGGAAGAAGCUGCUCGAUUUCAGCUGCGAAACAGAGGCAAGAAAGGUGCCAAAGCAGCCAGCGCUGCAGAGGAUGACUCAUUGCUCAAGGAAGUUCUAGGUGGUGAUGUACACGCCCUUCUGUCUGGAAGGCAUGAACCGGGGGACGAUGAACUCAAUGACAAUAGCGCAGUUGCUAAAUCUGCCCAUAGCAGCCAAAAUAGUAGUGCACAUGUCUCUCCUUCGAAAGAGGUAACAGAAGAACAUCAAGAAGAGACUCACUUCACGCCAGAAGAAUUACGAAAUCAAGCCAUUGAGCAGAAAACGCUGUACACCGGUCUUAAAAAAGAGGGUAAACACGCAGAAGCCUUACAAGCUUACAAGCGUUUCAAGGAGCUCGGACGAGAAGCAGACGCUCUCGAACUUUCUCUCAAGAAGAUUCAACGCAAGGCCACCUUAGAAGCGAGUCAAAAACUCAAGGAAUCUCCUGAAAGUGCCAAGGACAAGGGACAUAUGGGUACAUCAGAUGCGAAUGUGAAGGAUCAAUCACAGGAUUUGAAGAGGGGGAGGUUGUCCAGCAAGGAUAGCGGAGAUGACGAUCUUCUCAAAACACUUAAGGAUCUUGGCUGGGACGACGCGGAUCUCGUCGAGAAGAAACCCAAGAAAGGUCCAACUUCUGACCUCGACUUACUCGCGGAAAUCAGCGACGGUUUGCCAAAGGAAGCAAGUGCAAAAAAGCCGGCAAAGGAAAGUCCAACUCAACUUGAAAUUUUGGCUCAUAAGAGGAAAGCUCUGGCUUUGAAGCGGGAAGGGAAACCUGCCGAAGCUAAAGAGGAACUUAAGAAAGCCAAAUUGCUGGAGAAGAAGCUGGAAGAGAUGGCAAUAUUCGGGGAUGAGGACGACGACGACGACGCGGAUGACGAUGAUCUGGCCAAGUUGAUGCGGAGCUUGGAAAAAGAAGCAAAACUGGAUUUGGGAAAAGGGAAAUCCGGACAGGUUCCAGUCGACUUCUCGGUACCGUCCUUUUUGGCUGACGAUGACGACGCCCAUGUAGAUGUCACGGAUGACGAUAUUCAUGAUCCCAGCAUGGUCGCAGCCCUUAGAGAAAUGGGAUGGGAGGAGGAAGCAGCAGCCAUGGAAAGAUCCCGAGCUCCCUCUACAAGCGGUCCUGAAGCCAUGCACAUUGCUGCAUCGGUUGCUUCGGAGUCGCGUUUGCAAAGUGAGAUCCUGACGGUCAAGCGACAGGCCUUAGCACUCAAGCGGGAAGGCAAGAUUGCGGAGGCCAAAUCCAAACUCCAGGAGGCCAAAACCCUCGAGCAACAGCUGGAAGUAUUGAGGAGGCAGCCGCCUGUACCCACAGGACCAGCUCCUGGGAGGGCAAGCGUCAAGGAUGCAACGCAGAUGAAAUUAGAAGACAUUCUGGACGAUAAAGACGAUCCUGUAGAUGUUGAUGAGGAAGACGAGAAGGACCCCGAGAUACUGGCUGCUCUGAGAGCCAUGGGGUAUGUAGAGGAUGAAACUGCACCGCCUUUGCAGACCUAUGUAAAGCCGGGCCCUCAGGAGAAGAAGAGCCUGCAGGACGAGAUUUUGGCAGUCAAAAGAUCUGCACUGGCCUUAAAAAAGAGUGGGAGAAUCGCAGAAGCCAAGGAGGAGCUUCGCCAGUCUAAGGUUCUCGAACAAAGGUUGGAGAAACUUACUGUAGAGUUAGAGGCCGAUGGCCUGCCUAAACCGAUCACAAUAGGGAGCAAGUUCGGGAAGCCAACACAAAUUCCAGCCUUGCCGUUGUCUCAGAUGGGUUAUGUUUCGGCGGACGAAGAAGAGGAAGUUGAGGUCAGUGCAGAAGACUUCAUGGACCCUGAAUUGGUUGCAGCUUUGAAGUCCGUCGGAUGGCAAGAGGAAGAUACCUUCGCCAAAGACAAGGAACCCGAGAAUGUAGAAGAACCAGAUAGUCCACCAGCCCCCGUGCAACCUUACAAGCCAGUAAAGUACACAGCGAGGGAUCAUCAGAGGAAACUGCAGUUACAGAGAGAUCUGCUUUCUCACAAGCGAAAGGCGCUGACCUUGAAGCGAGAAGGGAAGGUCGAGGAGGCCAAGGCGGAGCUCAAGCAGGCCAAAUUAGUGGAAAAGGAGAUGGAAGAGAUUGAGAAUGCGGCAACUGGCUCGGUCGAAUCAGCGGAUGAGAAGUUGCUCCAGAAGUCUAGGAGCAAAACGAGCAGUCUUCCAGAAACCAUAGCUUAUGAGUAUGAAGACGAUGAAGAGGUGACAGAUGCAGACAUGCAAGACCCAGAGAUGCUUGAGGCCUUGAAAGGCUUCGGCUGGAAGCCUGAGCCCGAUGCGAAGGAGGUCAACAAAUUUUCUAAGUCGUCUUCUUCAGCUCUGCCUGCCCUCGCAAGACUCGACAAUAAUGUGUCACUCAAAUCCGUCCUGGACUCUGGGAGAAUGCCUGAAGCAACCCCGAAAGAAGUCGGGCGCUUUGAUACAAGCAGAAGUGGAAGCAGAAAGUACGAGAAUCCACCGUAUGUCAAGGAGCCUACAGUGGAUGUGGCGCCAGAUCCAAUUUGGCAAUCCAUAUUGAAUUCUUCCAGCAGAAAUCUCAACGAGCGCAAUGAAUCGGUUAAGAGCGAGAGCCAUGUGAAGGAGGUGCAAAGAGGAACGUCAUUUAGAACGAAUAUGGGUCCACCAGUAGAUGCUACCGCACCCUUUUUCGAUCAUCCAACAUCAGAUACUAGUGGCAAUCGUAAAUCUUCACGGCAGGGAUCCUUGGAUCUGCUAAGUGGUGAGACUUGGAGUGCACCGACUAAGGAGGUCCCUGUUGAAAGUGAUAGUGAUGAAGAUGAAGAUCUCUUUGAUCCAGACAUGUUGGCUGCUCUCCAAAGUAUAGGGAUGGCACCUCCAAGUAUGAAAACAGGAAAAAGACCACAAGCGGAGUCAUCCGUUGCAAAACAGCCUAUCCCCAUAGUGUCUGUAAAGGAUGAGUUUCCUGCACCUUCUGCAAAAGGCGAUCGAAGGGAAAUGGUGGGAAACUCGUCGCCGAUGUUUGAAGCUAAGGUCGACAACGUUGCUAGUGGGAGCCUUUCGCUUAGUCGUCCAACUGUUAAUAGUGAGGCUCGUAUUAGUGAGGCCCGUGCCGAGGCUGCAGCUCCUAUAGCUGGGCCUCCUCCACCGAAAGCGGAAACAUCUGACUUGCAGGACGAAAUCAAGAUGCGGAAGCGGAAGGCGGUCGCUUAUAAAAGGGAAGGAAAACUCUCAGAAGCAAGGGAGGAGCUGAAGCAAGCGAAAUUGCUGGAAAAACAGUUGGAAACACAGACUUCUAUCCCGGAUGAGAAUUUCAAGUCAGUUAGUGCCCCUGUUCCACCAAUUCAACCUCCACCGAGAGUUCAUUAUGAGACUCCCCCUCCUCCUUCCGCCGCACCAGUUGUUUCACAAACCCACAAACAACAGAUGCAGCAGCAGGUCCGUCAAGGGAAGGAUAGAAUGAAGCUCCAACGAGAGUCUUUGGCUCACAAGAGGAAAGCUCUAGGUCUAAGACGAGAAGGAAAGCUGGAGGAGGCAGAGGCAGAAUUCGAGCUCGCCAAGACCUUGGAGAAACAAAUGGAGGACCUGGAUCCAUCCAAGCCAGCACAUGAUGAAGGGGACAUGGGUUUGGUAGAAGACCUGCUCGAUCCACAGUUGAUGGCAGCUCUGAAGGGCAUUGGUUGGAAUGAUGGGGAUUUCGCUGGAGGUAAUUCUACUAAACCAGCUAGCAGUCCACCUAGCGUUUCCAGAAUCACUCAAUCCUCGAAUUCAGAGAUGUCAACAAGCAGGCAAUCGAUUUCAACAUUAAGCAGCUCUAAUGAUGGAAGGUCUAACAUCAGUAAUCAGCAACCUGCAAAAAGGGGUCCAGUCAGCUCUACCUCUAGUAAUGCUUUUGAAGACAGAAGUGCAAGUAUCAGUCAGCCACCUGCAAGACGUGCACCUCAGGCAACAACAACAGCAGCACCUGCUGAAAUUCAAGACACAAGACGUGUUAAUGAAGGUGUCUCAGCCAGGCCCUUGCCUAGCAGGGUUCAGGAGGAAAAGAAGCCAUCGGCAAGUGUAGGUGCACCCAGAUUAUUUUCUUCCAAAGCACAGGAAGAGAGGAAGAAGCUGGAGGACAGAAUAAAACAGGAGAAGGUAAGGGCAGUGGAACUGAAAAGAGCUGGUCGGACAGGAGAAGCACUGGAUGUGCUUCGAGGUGCGAAGCAGAUGGAGAAGCAACUCCAAAGUAUGCCCUAAUGAGCUUUCUUCAACAUUGUCAUUGAAUUGGUCCUAACGAACAUAGUUGUCGUUCUUCUGCCCUCACAUUUGGUGGGGCAGCUUGCAAGUACAUUUUCUACCCUGUUGUGCACUUAUUCACUAUCAAAACUCGAGGUAACUAGGACGUAUCUCCUGUGUAUAAUGUAAGGGAUGAUUGAUAUAGUGAUAGGUUGUUUUGUCUUCUUCAAAGGAUUCCGAUACUUUGUGUAUAGAGUGCAAGAAUGCACAAUCAUACAGGUCCAUAGAUUGAUCGGUUGGUGAUGGACGGCGCCACUGGAGGAUGACAUCAUCUGAGUCAUCGACACUGUCACGGAUGUACAUAUUGACAAGUAAACUUACGUUUGCAAUUUGCAAACGUUCAUAUUCUGAGCAGCCUCUAAAGCCAGGUCAACCAUUUGAACUUGCAUGAAGUCAUGAGUUAAUUGAAAACCAUGAUGUGAAGUUUGAAGCUGGAAUCCCCUUGGUUACUCUUUAUCUUUAGACGUACAAGUGGUCCUCAUG